Messenger RNA from Paraphaeosphaeria sporulosa, 4659 nucleotides. RefSeq lists its product as uncharacterized. NCBI's taxonomy places the organism in Eukaryota, Fungi, Ascomycota, Dothideomycetes, Pleosporales, Didymosphaeriaceae. Gene Ontology annotation, biological process: phosphorylation; phosphorelay signal transduction system. The coding region runs from base 1 to 4659 and encodes 1552 amino acids. The transcript is spliced from 8 exons. Gene Ontology annotation, molecular function: phosphorelay sensor kinase activity. The record is from RefSeq and is a predicted model, not a curated record.
AUGCACCCGCCGCCCAGGUCCAUCUUCACAGGAAGCGCCGCAGCACCGCACACACCGAACCCGGAGACCCGCCGCCUGAGCACGCCCGAGUACCGUGAGAGCCUCGCGCCCGCUGCUGAGGCCUCGAAGCCGUCGACACCGCUCGGGCACCCGUCGCAGCAGCAGCACCAGCAGCAGCAGCAGCACCAGCAGCAGCACCAGCACCAGCAGCACCAGCACCAGCACCAGCACCAGCACCAGCACCAGCCCCUCCCCGCAGAGCCCACGCCCACCCUCGAGACCCCAUGGACGCAGCGCACGCCCGUCGCCCGUAGUGACCCUCUCUGCACUCCCUCCUCGGCAGGGCCCAGCCGCGGCGCCCGGCGGACCAGCGUCGCUGCGCAGACACCGCCGUCGCUCCCAGGCACGAAGCGCCCGCCGCCGCUCGACCACCUGCCCGCCUCUCCGCACGCGCCGGAGCCCGCCAGCGAACCGCUGCUGAAGCGUCGACGCGUGACCCGGACGCGCCACUCGCUCGACCAUCUGAGCUUCGGCCGGCCUGCCAAUCUCUACGACAACGGGCAGCCCCCCUCGCCGCUAUUCUUCUCGCACUCGCGCCGCAGCCGACCCCACCUGCCAGCGCGCUUCUCGAGCUCCGAGGCCGCGGCCAGGAUGCUCAGCAAGACCCGCGAGGACAGCGGCAUCAAGACGGUGACACUGGCGCGGGGCACCUUCGCCGGCCUGAGUCCCCCAGGGCCGACGAGCGCGGCGAGCGGCAGGAGCUCUGAGCGCUCCAGCCUGCCCCGGACAGCGUCGCCCGACGCCCGCGACCGCAAUGAUCCCUUGCGCCUGUUGGGCUCGGUUGGCAUUGUGGAGCUCCUCGAGCAGGACACGCGACCAACCUUCAUCGUAGACAUUGGCCAUGCUGCAAACUACGAGCCAGACGCGCCGGGCUUGCAGAUCCUCUUUGCCAACAGCGCCUUGCGUGCGAGCUCCGCGACGUGGGAGCUGGUUGCUGGAAACUUGUCCAGCCUGGCAGGAGACGACCCGACUGCACAUGCGUCCACCCAAUUUAGAGGAUGGCUGUUGAGCACCGUGAUACAAGGCGAAAGUCUCGACGUGAAUCCUUCGCCGGUGGAGCACGGCGGCAUAGUGUGGUCAUGCUAUACCUUGCGCAAGCGUCUGCGGGUGGUAUCUGGCGCAGUACCCGGCCCUCCUGCAUCUAGCAUCCCUUCCACAAGUGCCUCGCUUGACUAUGCCGCUCCUACUCCGUCAAAAGAACCCACACCCGCCACGGGCAUGGACCCAUCUCCAGCACCGCCCACCGAACCCCAGGACUACUUUGGCACCGCCCCCGUCCUCGCUGCCGGUGAAGAUUCUGACCAGGAGCUACACCUUGCUCUGUCACCCGAACACGUCCCAAAAUCCGAGCCAAUACACGCCGGUAAACCGUCCAUAGUCCCUUUCCAAAGACCAGAUAAGCUCAGUCUGCCAAAUUUCAGCGAUAGUCCGUCGUUUACCAACGAGUGCGUGCUUCGUGCCCAUGCUGCAGGCGACAUUGACGCUUUCCAUAGACCUACAAACCCUAGCCCACCAUCGGAGCAUGAUGUGGGCUUCUUCGACUGGACUAGGCUGUCUUUAUCGCCUUCCUUACCCCGGCACAUCCAGUUCGCACGCUCGAUUGAUUGGGCCUCGACGCCUUUGGGCCCUAUAGAAUUUUGGUCCAACGACCUUAGAGCUAUGUGCAACCUCAUAAUGGCAUCUCCACAUCCCGCGGCUAUGUACUGGGGCGAAGAGUUGGUCGCCAUCUACAAUGAGGCUUAUAUCGGUCUUGCUGGCCAAAAACAUCCUACCCUCAUGGGUCAGAGCUACAAGAUUGCUUGGGCUGAAAUAUGGGAUGAAGUGAAAGACGUAUUUGCAAACGCGAGGAUAACUGGCCAAGCUACAAUGAAGGACGACGACUGUUUGUUUAUGAAACGCAGCGGCUUCUUGGAGGAAACGUACUUCUCGUGGUCUAUCAUACCCAUGGUUGGUGAGGAUGGUACCGUCACGGGUCUAUACAAUCCAGCGUUUGAAAAGACUAGGAGGAAAAUCGCAGAGCGCCGAAUGCUGACGUUGCGCGAAGUUGGCGAGCGAACAGCGACUGCACGAGACGUGAAAGCCUUCUGGGAACAAGUUCUCUCGGCUUUGACCGACAAUGAAUUCGACACGCCAUUCGUUCUGCUCUAUUCUGUAUCUGAUGACAUCGAUAGCGAUUCUUCUUCGUUACACUCUAGUAGCUUGCUUGGCUCGAAACAGUGCUAUCUGGAAGGCUCGCUAGGUGUUCCAUCUGGCCACACAGCAGCACCCGAGCAAAUCGACUUGAAAGAAGGCACCGAAGGCUUUGGUCCCGUUCUCAGAGAAGUCAUGAAGACCGACAAGCCGGUUGUGCUUAGUAUUGGUUCUGGAGAUCUUCCUUACGAAAUGCUGGAUGGUCUGGAAUGGCGCGGUUUCGGAGAUCCAUGUCGGGACGUGGUCAUCUGCCCAAUCCAUCCCACUACCGGAGAAUCAAUUCUUGGCUUCUUGGUCAUGGGUAUCAAUCCAAGGCGCCCGUACGAUGACGAUUACAAUCUUUUUGUGCAACUGCUCAGCCGACAACUUGCGACAUCCCUGGCUUCCGUUGUCCUUUUUGAAGAGGAGAUUCGCAGAGGACAGAAGGCUGCGAAACUUGCAGCAGAGGACCGCUUCCAUCUUUCGGAACAGCUCGCCGCGCGUACACAAGAAGCUCGGGAUAGUGAAACUCGAUUUACGCGAAUGGCCGAGUACUCACCAGCCGGUCUCUUCAUUGCUGACCACGUUGGUCGUAUAACGUACUGCAACGAUACUUGGUAUGAAAUUUCUAGAGUACCGAAAGACCCUGAAAAAACCAAUAACUGGAUGGACUACGUCAAGAACGAAGAUCAGGGUCUAAUACACGAGAAGUGGAAGCGACUAGUCGAGAAUGCGACAGCGAUUAACAUAGAAUUUCGGUUUAAGACUCCUUGGCAAGAUCGGAAUGGUAACAAAGGUGACACGUGGGUGCUGUUCUCCGCUUUCCCGGAAAAGUACGAAGACGGCAUGUUGAAGAGUGUGUUCGGCAGUAUCACCAACAUCAGUUCCCAGAAAUGGGCUGAAGGGUUCCAGAAGAGGAAGAUGGAGGAGGCAGUGGAGUUGAAACGGCAACAGGAGAAUUUCAUCGAUAUCACGUCUCACGAGAUGAGAAACCCUUUGAGCGCUAUUCUGCAAUGCGCCGACGAGAUCUCGACUAUUCUCAGCGAUUUCCGGACAUCUGGCGUUCAGCAAAUACCCCCGCAGCUGCUCACUGAUAGUAUCGAUGCAGCGCAAACCAUUGCUCUGUGUGCACAGCAUCAAAAAAGAAUUGUGGACGACGUCCUUACACUCUCGAAACUGGAUAGUGCUAUGCUCAUGGUAACACCCGUCGACGCACAGCCAUUACAAGUUGUUCAACGCGCCCUCAAGAUGUUUGAAGGAGAAGUGCAGACAGCAGGCAUCCAGAUGCAAUUUGUGCUUAGUGACUCGUAUAAGGAGCUCAACGUCGACUGGGUGAAGCUUGAUCCUUCCCGUGUGCUUCAGGUACUCAUCAACCUCACAACGAACGCUAUCAAGUUUACCACCACUGAGUCGAGCCGCACUAUAAAAGUAUUACUUUCAGCAUCGAGGCAGCCACCUUCCGCCAGCCCUGCGCCUCUAGUCAGCUUCUUCCCGUCAAGAUCAAAGCGCGUCGAGCAGACUCUUGGACCAGACUGGGGCAAUGGAGAAGAAAUCUACCUAGAAUUUGCCGUGCAGGAUACUGGGCGGGGUUUAAACCCCGAAGAGAAGAAACUGCUCUUCCAACGGUUUUCUCAAGCCAGCCCUCGUACGCAUGUGCAAUAUGGUGGUUCAGGUUUGGGCCUGUUCAUUUCUAGGGAGCUCACUGAGCUUCAAGGCGGGGAAAUUGGCGUGGCAUCCGAAGCCGGCAAAGGGAGCACGUUCGCCUUCUACGUCAAAUGCCGCAAGACCACAGAACCUAAAGAAACAAUAGAGAUGCCGAUAACACUUGGCCGGAAAAUCUCGAAUGCGAAGGAGAGACCUCACGUCCACCCGCCGCCACCCAGAAUCAAGGAUUUUGCGGCGGUGACGCACGGAGAUACGGUUAACAACAAGAACAAGGCCCAGAGCCCAGGUCUGAAAGUUUUGAUCGUCGAGGACAAUUUAGUCAACCAAAAAGUUCUCCGCCGCCAGCUCGAGAACAGCGGCAUCAAAACCUACGUUGCUAAUCACGGCGGUGAAGCCAUCGAGAAGCUCAAGCAAUCGCGCUAUUGGAAGGGCCACGGCGCUGAUGCCGUCGACCUUGGGAUCGUACUCAUGGACAAGGAGAUGCCUGUGAUGGAUGGCCUGCAAUGCACCAGCAAGAUCCGGGAGUUUGAAGGCCAGGGGCUACUGAACGGGCACGUGCCUAUAAUCGCGGUCACGGCGAACGCGCGCAGCGAGCAAAUUGCUACGCUGUUAGAGGCGGGCAUGGAUGACGUCGUGUCUAAGCCAUUCCGCAUCGCAGAGCUGAUUCCCAAGAUCGAGGAACUGGCACUCAAACACGCGGACUCAAAGUCGGUCGAGGGGAUGGUAGUGCCCAGUCGCCCGAAUACGCCGCCCUACGCGAUAUGA